Molecule: messenger RNA, 1494 nt
Organism: Drosophila rhopaloa
Lineage: Eukaryota; Metazoa; Arthropoda; Insecta; Diptera; Drosophilidae
Gene: MED20
Product: mediator of RNA polymerase II transcription subunit 20
Exons: 2
Coding region: 102-848 (248 amino acids)
Biological process (GO): regulation of transcription by RNA polymerase II
Cellular component (GO): mediator complex
Molecular function (GO): transcription coactivator activity
Source: RefSeq, a predicted model, not a curated record
UGCGACGCAGUCAACGGUCACACUGGCCAACCACAAUUUGCAAAAGUAAACAAAACACAACAAUUUCGAACCGCAUAAUUUGCUAAAAUAGAAUAGAAAGUAUGGGUGUGACUGUCCUUCAACCGUAUCCUUUGCCCGAGGGAAAAUCGGGGGCGCACAUUAUCGAUCAACUAAGCAAACGUCUACUUUCGCUCGGUGCCACCCAUGCCGGUCAAUUUCUGGUGGACUGCGAAACGUACAUUUCGACGCCACAGCCGCACAAUGGAUCACCAGGACGUGCGGUGCAUGUCCUGCACAACUCGGAACAUCCCGCCUCCACGUUCUCCAUCAUUGACAACGGAACCGGCAAACAGGUGGCCCUCGUCGCCGACAACAGCUUCGACCUGCUCAUGUCCAAGAUGACCAACACCUUCACAUCCAAGAAGCAGACCAAAAUCGAGUCCCGUGGAGCCCGCUUCGAGUACGGCGAUUUCGUCAUCAAGCUGGGAUCUGUCACCAUGAUGGAGCACUUCAAGGGCAUCCUUAUCGAGAUCGAGUAUAAAGCGUGUGUGAUUCUGGCCUACUGUUGGGAAAUGAUACGCGAGGUGCUGCAAGGAUUCUUGGGCAUUGCAGUGGGCAAGGACUUUCCUUCCUACUUCGCAAUGCAGACGAUAAUGACGGCGAUGGGCCAGCAGCAGCUGCAUGCCAAGCACAACGACAUCUUCGAGCCGAUGGACACGGUGAAGCAGUACCUGGAGCAGUUCACCAACUACCGAAAGCAUGUGGCCCUGCUCGGAGGAAUGGGCAGUGGGCCAGGUGGUCCACCCGUGCACAUGUCACCAUCGGUGGUGGGCAUGGGACGACCCUGAUCCGCCGACGUCAAGCUGGAGCCAACAGAUGGCUCAGUAGCAGAUUAAGCUGGAAAUUCUUAAGACAACCCUUUUUUUUAAUUUAAUCUAAGCUAUUCCUGAAUUUCUCGAGGGUUUCGAAAAUAUGCAUUCAUAAUAAGUAAUAAAAUGUUCCUAGCUUACUCACACAUGUUUCAAAAAUCUCUUUACUAUGCAAUGUAAAAUUGAAUUCCGCUCAUCAUUAAAAAAAACAUUAAUACCCGGUUAACCAUCUCGAAAGUUAUACGUAUUUGUUUUUGGAGAUUUCUGUGACACAGGAACAACAAACAAACAUAUUAUGGCCCAUAUUUUUCAAUACCUCCUUUAUAUUGUAAAGCUUUUAUAUUUAUAACUUUAAAUGAGUGUACAAGACUACAAGACUUGCAAAAAUAAAAAUGUAUAUAUUUAUUAUGAAAAGGUAAUAAAAAGAUAAAUUGAAUCUUAAUAAAAUUAAAAAAAAAAUUUUUGGAAUUUUCGGUUGUAUGUCGGACAAUUCAAUUUUUUAAAACCUAUUAAAAAGACCCUCUGAAUUAUUUUAUAGUAAUUGUAUUAAAAACUUUUUAAUUUCUUGUUUUUGAACCAAUUAACAUGUAUCGAAAAACCCACAUGGAAUACCUCCGAAAUUAAU